Messenger RNA from Coregonus sp. 'balchen', 8370 nucleotides. NCBI's taxonomy places the organism in Eukaryota, Metazoa, Chordata, Actinopteri, Salmoniformes, Salmonidae. The record is from the annotation of a GenBank genome assembly.
AUGCCCAACAUCCUGGAUGACAUCAUAGCAUCCGUGGUUGAGAACAAAAUCCCUGCCAGCCGAGGAGCCAAGCUGAGUCUGAAGCUGGAGGCGACCAGCACAACUACAGAGGAGAGGGAGAUGAAGACCGAGAGGAAGAAGCAGCCUGGGACUGGGACAGGUCCUAACCUUAACACUGGGACUGGGACAGGUCCUAACCCUAACACCGGGACUGGGACAGGUCCUAACCUGAACACUGGGACUGGGACAGGUCCUAACCCGAACACUGGGACUGGGACAGGUCCUAACACUGGGACUGGGACAGGUCCUAACCCGAACACUGGGACUGGGACAGGUCCUAACACUGGGACUGGGACAGGUCCUAACCCGAACACUGGGACUGGGACAGGUCCUAACCCGAACACUGGGACUGGGACAGGUCCUAACCCGAACACUGGGACUGGGACAGGUCCUAACCCGAACACUGGGACUGGGACAGGUCCUAACCCGAACACUGGGACUGGGACAGGUCCUAACCCGAACACUGGGACAGAGGAGCCUCCUGUAGCCAAGCUAGAGAAGACCCUGCAGCUCCACGCUGACAUCCCCCACUGCUGGUUGUAUGAACGCAGACUGCUCUGGCUCAAAGACCACCGACACCCUGGCAACAGGAAGCUGUUCAGAGAGUGUUGGAGACAGGGACAGGUCAGUUAGUCUCUAGUUCCUCCGUCACUAGUUUCAUCUCCAGUGCUGUUAGUGGUAAGAUAAUUUAUUAACUAACUAUUUCAGUGUCUUUCUGGGCAUCCCCUGAAACCCACUGCCCUCUAACGGCAACCCAAACCUUACUAUUCCUGUUUUGGGGUGGGUCGUUCCUUCUACCGCUAGGGCCACGUUCCUCUGUGUUCAUGGCCUGUAUACAUCUAAGGUCGCUGGGGCCCCUUCAUUCCCUGCCAAUAGAUUAGGUAAGGCUAUCAGUGGGUACUGGCCCCCUCCUACUCUCAUCUCCUGACUCAUACUGACUCCCUCCUGAGCUCAGCUCCUAACUGGACCAUUUGUUGUGGGGUUCCAGUCUCCUCAGGGGCCUGGGUCUUCCCCCCUUCGGUCCCUUGACCCCCCUAUUGAACCCUAGUACUCUAGUUACUUUCUUAGCCUUCUCUUUCCGUCUCUCUCUCUCUCUUUCUAAUUUCUGCAAUGACCAAUUGGGUUGCUGCUGUUGUUCCAAAAAUGUUGUUAGAACCUCAACUGUACUAUCUUCCUUUGCCUUAUCCUCAACCCCCCUCUGUGCUCCCUCAGCUUCCCCUUGGUUCUGGUAAGGGGGUGGAAACUCCAAAACGGCAGCCUGCUGUGGCACCCUUCCCCUCACCACCCCUACCUAAUUGUCUGGAUUAUCCCUCCAGGCCUAAUCUGCCAAGGAGGGGUAUAAUCUGGAUCCAACCCGUUCUACAGGGGGAGCUGUGGGUUCUAUCUUAGACCUUCCUUUCUGACUUCCUUUUUCCUUCUCUGACCCUCCUCUCUCUUUCGAGACUCAGAGGGCCACACCUUGGCUGUAUCUAGCCCUCUCUUUUCUGUUUCUUUAGAUCAUUACCACAAUUUACAUGCAUUUUUUAAAUCAUGGAUUCCAGUUUAAUUACAUCAAGUCGCCCAGUAAAGCCAUAUUUCUUUCUCCAAUUAGGUCCAUAAUACACAUUUCGUUUGUCUCGCAUUUCCAUGUAUUUCUCGUCCCCAGUAAAUUCUGGGACCUCUUGUGAGGAUUUGCCCCCCAUGGUUGGUACUGUUAAAAAUCCCUUAGCCACCUCUUCUAUAUAACAAGUACAACACCUGGAAUCACCCCUCCCUGUAUAGGUAGUCUUGACUAGUCCCCCAGAAUUAUCUCAUAACGUUACAGAGGAAUUUAUCCCCUCAAAUGUAAUCUUGACAAUUCCUGACAGUCUCAUACAACAGAAAUGGGUUCUCCCUCUCCUAGUGAUCUAAACCGUCCAAAUGUACUCAGUUAUAUUAACCUUGUCUUCACACAUUACUUUCACUGUAUUUCUUUAUCACAGGUUAUUUUGUUGACUGUUCUAUAAUCUACUACAGGUUCUCUGAAUACAGGGUCGUUUCUUUUGGUAAUGGCCUAUUACCGUGAAUCGUUACGGACCCACCAACAUUUCACUUUAAAUUGGCUACGCAUUGAUCAAUUUGCUACUUUAAAUUAUGACGUUUAACCUUCAGUCAAUAUUUUAGCAAGUUCUCAAAUCAAUUUUACCAAGUAAUGAAUAAAGACUACCGACCUUUUCCUUGCAGCCGAGAUUCAAUGUAGGUUUGGAUUCCGUCACCGUCUCUGUCAUUAAUCAGGUGUCCUCUGGCCUGUUUUAACCCUUAAUGUCAAAGGGCAGGACUUUCUAUUUACGAAUGUAUCAUUCGCCCGUCGACGGUUUUCAGAGUUACCUGGAAUGACAGAGGCAGGUAUUGGAAUCCUGCUCGAAGGACCAAGCUGUUAAGAGAAUGUAUUAACUAACUAUUUCAGUGUCUCUGUGCGUCUCCCAAAAGGUUGUAAGGCUUUUGGAUCAGAAACGGACAGAGUCCCAGUCUGCAAUAGUCAGAGAUCUUUAUUCAUUGAGAAUUCUGCCACAAAAUGGUCGUACAUAUUUUUAUACGCACACGUCAUACGAAAAUCCCACCCCUCUGUAGGCGGGCUGUAGUUUUCCAUUUUAAAACUGCUCUCCUGACCAUCAGUUCACACACACACACACACAUACACAUACAUGUUCUUAUCAUAGUCUCUCUACUCCCUUCAUUCCUCAGUUAUCGCCGUUCUCACAAUAUUCUGCUCCAUGUUUAACAGUUCUCCUUCUUCUUUGCCGUCCGGUCUAACUCCUCCUCACGUUGCUAAAUAGUAACACAAUGUCAUAAUCUUUACUGGUCCUACACUCACACAUUACCAGGUAGUAGAUUCUAACACAUCUCACAUAGUUUCGGAGUGUAAUAAUUAGUCACUACUAAGAAAGUACUAAUUACAUUUACAUUUUAGUCAUUUAGCAGACGCUCUUAUCCAGAGCGACUUACAGUUAGUGAGUGCAUACAUUUUUAUUUUUUUUCAUACUGUAAUACAAAAUGGUUAUUGCAUAUAUGACUCUACAUACACACACACACACCAUAGAUAGAGCACAUAGGUAUGACUACACACAGGCACACAAACCACAGGUGACUGGUUGUACUUUAAUUGGGGAAGACCAGCUCAUAGUAAUGGCUGGAACCGAGUGUAAUCUAAUCAAAGAAAACAAGAACAUUUCACAACUAUAUUUAAGGGUGGAACAUUUAGUCAUUACUUUUAACCUGUAUAUAUUUUAAUUUCUAUAUCAGUUAGUUGGUGGAGAAGUGGAGAUACACUGCAUGUUGAAUAUUUGUCCUACUGCACCACUGUGUGCAGUACUCAUUGUUGCUAUGUCUCUGACUGGGCUGUAUAUAGAGCAGCUGUGGAGACUGGGCUGUAUAGAGAGGAGACUGGGCUGUAUAGAGAGGAGACUGGGCUGUAUAUAGAGCAGCUGUGGAGACUGGGCUGUAUAGAGAGGAGACUGGGCUGUAUAGAGAGGAGACUGGGCUAUAUAGAGAGGAGACUGGGCUGUAUAGAGAGGAGACUGGGCUGUAUAGAGAGGAGACUGGGCUGUAUAGAGAGGAGACUGGGCUGUAUAGAGAGGAGACUGGGCUGUAUAGAGAGGAGACUGGGCUGUAUAGAGAGGAGACUGGGCUGUAUAGAGAGGAGACUGGGCUGUAUAGAGAGGAGACUGGGCUGUAUAGAGAGGAGACUGGGCUGUAUAGAGAGGAGACUGGGCUGUAUAGAGAGGAGACUGGGCUGUAUAGAGAGGAGACUGGGCUGUAUAGAGAGGAGACUGGGCUGUAUAGAGAGGAGACUGGGCUGUAUAGAGAGGAGACUGGGCUGUAUAGAAGGAGACUGGGCUGUAUAGAGAGGAGACUGGGCUGUAUAGAGAGGAGACUGGGCUGUAUAUAGAGCAGCUGUGGAGACUGGGCUGUAUAGAGAGGAGACUGGGCAGUAUAGAGAGGAUACUGGGCUGUAUAUAGAGCAGCUGUGGAGACUGGGCUGUAUAGAGAGGAGACUGGGCUGUAUAGAGAGGAGACUGGGCUGUAUAGAGAGCAGCUGUGGAGACUGGGCUGUAUAGAGAGGAGACUGGGCUGUAUAGAGAGGAGACUGGGCUGUAUAGAGAGGAGACUGGGCUGUAUAGAGAGCAGCUGUGGAGACUGGGCUGUAUAGAGAGGAGACUGGGCUGUAUAGAAAGGAGACUGGGCUGUAUAGAGAGGAGACUGGGCUGUAUAGAAAGGAGACUGGGCUGUAUAGAGAGGAGACUGGGCUGUAUAGAGAGGAGACUGGGCUGUAUAGAGAGGAGACUGGGCUGUAUAGAGAGGAGACUGGGCUGUAUAGAGAGGAGACUGGGCUGUAUAGAGAGCAGCUGUGGAGACUGGGCUGUAUAGAGAGGAGACUGGGCUGUAUAGAGAGGAGACUGGGCUGUAUAGAGAGGAGACUGGGCUGUAUAGAGAGGAGACUGGGCUGUAUAGAGAGGAGACUGGGCUGUAUAGAGAGGAGACUGGGCUGUAUAGAGAGGGGACUGGGCUGUAUAGAGAGGAGACUGGGCUGUAUAGAGAGGAGACUGGGCUGUAUAGAGAGGAGACUGGGCUGUAUAGAGAGGAGACUGGGCUGUAUAGAGAGGAGACUGGGCUGUAUAGAGAGGAGACUGGGCUGUAUAGAGAGGAGACUGGGCCGUAUAGAGAGGAGACUGGGAUGUAUAGAGAGGAGACUGGGCUGUAUAGAGAGGAGACUGGGCUGUAUAGAGAGGAGACUGGGCUGUAUAGAGAGGAGACUGGGCUGUAUAGAGAGCAGCUGUGGAGACUCGGCUCUCUUUAGUCUCUCAGCCUUUGUUCCGUCUCGGCCAGCUGACACGGGGCUAUUCUCUCCUACUCUCUCAGCCUUUGUUCCGUCUCGGCCAGCUGACACGGGGCUAUUCUCUCCUCUACUCUCUCAGCCUUUGUUCCGUCUCGGCCAGCUGACACGGGGCUAUUCUCUCCUAUUCUCUCAGCCUUUGUUCCGUCUCGGCCAGCUGACACGGGGCUAUUCUCUCCUACUCUCUCAGCCUUUGUUCCGUCUCGGCCAGCUGACACGGGGCUAUUCUCUCCUACUCUCUCAGCCUUUGUUCCGUCUCGGCCAGCUGACACGGGGCUAUUCUCUCCUACUCUCUCAGCCUUUGUUCCGUCUCGGCCAGCUGACACGGGGCUAUUCUCUCCUACUCUCUCAGCCUUUGUUCCGUCUCGGUCAGCUGACACGGGGCUAUUCUCUCCUCUACUCUCUCAGCCUUUGUUCCGUCUCGGCCAGCUGACACGGGGCUAUUCUCUCCUACUCUCUCAGCCUUUGUUCCGUCUCGGUCAGCUGACACGGGGCUAUUCUCUCCUACUCUCUCAGCCUUUGUUCCGUCUCGGCCAGCUGACACGGGGCUUUUCUCUCCUCUACUCUCUCAGCCUUUGUUCCGUCUCGGUCAGCUGACACAGGGCUAUUCUCUCCUACUCUCUCAGCCUUUGUUCCGUCUCGGUCAGCUGACACGGGGCUAUUCUCUCCUACUCUCUCAGCCUUUGUUCCGUCUCGGCCAGCUGACACGGGGCUUUUCUCUCCUCUACUCUCUCAGCCUUUGUUCCGUCUCGGUCAGCUGACACAGGGCUAUUCUCUCCUACUCUCUCAGCCUUUGUUCCGUCUCGGCCAGCUGACACGGGGCUAUUCUCUCCUACUCUCUCAGCCUUUGUUCCGUCUCGGUCAGCUGACACAGGGCUAUUCUCUCCUACUCUCUCAGCCUUUGUUCCGUCUCGGCCAGCUGACACGGGGCUAUUCUCUCCGCUACUCUCUCAGCCUUUGUUCCGUCUCGGCCAGCUGACACGGGGCUAUUCUCUCCUACUCUCUCAGCCUUUGUUCCGUCUCGGUCAGCUGACACGGGGCUAUUCUCUCCGCUACUCUCUCAGCCUUUGUUCCGUCUCGGCCAGCUGACACGGGGCUAUUCUCUCCUACUCUCUCAGCCUUUGUUCCGUCUCGGCCAGCUGACACGGGGCUAUUCUCUCCUACUCUCUCAGCCUUUGUUCCGUCUCGGCCAGCUGACACGGGGCUAUUCUCUCCUACUCUCUCAGCCUUUGUUCCGUCUCGGUCAGCUGACACGGGGCUAUUCUCUCCUCUACUGCUCCUCCUGCUAUCUUCUGCUGCUCUGUGCUCUACUGUCAGCACCCUUCCUUCAUAUUGAUCUGUUGGUAACGUUAUUCUCUGUGUUGUCACCAGCCUGUGUUGCUGUCUGUUAGUAACGUUAUUCUCUGUGUUGUCACCAGCCUGUGUUGCUGUCUGUUAGUAAUAUUAUUCUCUGUGUUGUCACCAGCCUGUGUUGCUGUCUGUUAGUAACGUUAUUCUCUGUGUUGUCACCAGCCUGUGUUGCUGUCUGUUAGUAACGUUAUUCUCUGUGUUGUCACCAGCCUGUGUUGCUGUCUGUUAGUAAUGUUAUUCUCUGUGUUGUCACCAGCCUGUGUUGCUGUCUGUUAGUAAUAUUAUUCUCUUUGUUGUCACCAGCCUGUGUUGCUGUCUGUUAGUAAUGUUAUUCUCUGUGUUGUCACCAGCCUGUGUUGCUGUCUGUUAGUAACGUUAUUCUCUGUGUUGUCACCAGCCUGUGUUGCUGUCUGUUAGUAACGUUAUUCUCUGUGUUGUCACCAGCCUGUGUUGCUGUCUGUUAGUAAUAUUAUUCUGUGUGUUGUCACCAGCCUGUGUUGCUGUCUGUUAGUAACGUUAUUCUCUGUGUUGUCACCAGCCUGUGUUGCUGUCUGUUAGUAACGUUAUUCUCUGUGUUGUCACCAGCCUGUGUUGCUGUCUGUUAGUAACGUUAUUCUCUGUGUUGUCACCAGCCUGUGUUGCUGUCUGUUAGUAAUAUUAUUCUCUUUGUUGUCACCAGCCUGUGUUGCUGUCUGUUAGUAAUAUUAUUCUCUGUGUUGUCACCAGCCUGUGUUGCUGUCUGUUAGUAACGUUAUUCUCUGUGUUGUCACCAGCCUGUGUUGCUGUCUGUUAGUAAUAUUAUUCUCUGUGUUGUCACCAGCCUGUGUUGCUGUCUGUUAGUAAUGUUAUUCUCUGUGUAUUCUCAUCAAUGUGAUGGCUCAGUGCAGUCAUGUAUGACAGCAUGUCCAUAGACGUCCGUGGUGUCUGAGAGCUCGUGCUUUGUACUUCUCCAUCCAGGCCGUCAGUUUUUCGACAUGGCAUGUUGUAGUCUGGUUGUAGACAUGCCAUCAGGGCAGUGAAGCCGACGUCCUCUACCGUUGAUAAUGGCUGCAUAUCCACUCCAAUCCUCCUCUACCGUUGAUAAUGGCUGCAUAUCCACUCCAAUCCUCCUCUACCGUUGAUAAUGGCUGCAUAUCCACUCCAAUCCUCCUCUACCGUUGAUAAUGGCUGCAUAUCAACUCCAAUCCUCCUCUACCGUUGAUAAUGGCUGCAUAUCCACUCCAAUCCUCCUCUACCGUUGAUAAUGGCUGCAUAUCAACUCCAAUCCUCCUCUACCGUUGAUAAUGGCUGCAUAUCCACUCCAAUCCUCCUCUACCGUUGAUAAUGGCUUCAUAUCAACUCCAAUCCUCCUCUACCGUUGAUAAUGGCUGCAUAUCAACUCCAAUCCUCCUCUACCGUUGAUAAUGGCUGCAUAUCAACUCCAAUCCUCCUCUACCGUUGAUAAUGGCUGCAUAUCAACUCCAAUCCUUUCUGUAAUCAGCGCUGUGAUUUUCUUACUUCCUCCCUCAUUGUAUUGCUGCCAACAACAGGUUGGGUGUCAUGGUGACUCCCUUUCAGAUGGUUACGCAUUUCACCUGUACUGCCAUUGCAGCUCAAUUCCACCUUGCAAAGUUUGCAUUUAUUUCACCACCUUCUCAUCUAACUUCUCAAAGUAUUGCCAUACAGGCCUAGGCUGCUGUUUCUUCCCAAUGUCACUCUCUGCCAUGUUUCCAACCGUUAACGACCAUGACGUACGGAGCGCUUUAUAUCCGUGGGAAAUCAUUUGAAAAGAUGCAUAUCUCGUCCUACUAACGUGUCCCUUUAUGAUGAUGAUGAUCAGGACGUUUUGUGAUAACUACACUGUCAUUUUUUAUUUUGUAAAAAAUAAAAUCCUGAUGUCGUUAGAACGUUGAAAUGUUAACCCAACUACUGUACUGGGUUGUAUUCUCCAGCCUGUCCUGGUGUCCGGGCUCCAUAAGCCUCUGAAUGCAGCUCUGUGGAAGGCUGAGAGCUUCAACCAGGAGUUUGCUGACCACCAGGGAGACCUGCUCAACUGUAAAGAUGGAGUUAUCUCUAACUCUGGAAUCAAGGAGUUCUGGGACGGCUUCGAGGACCUCACCAGUGAGUAG